AGCGCGUUGUGCUCUGCCUCUUAAUUCGAUUUAAAUAAUUUCGGCCUGUGGAGCUUCGCGUGUUUGGUGCACUGACAUUGCAUUGGCCAGAAGGUCUAACUGACAGUCUAUGGCUGUAAAAUUGGAUACAAUUAAGAACAAUGGCACUUCUUCCAGGCUACAACAAUUGCAGCUCACAUUGAAAGAACGGCGUGCUUCCUGUACCCCUCUGCAUUUCGCCCAAGGAGUUUUUCGCUUAGCAUCAGUGUAGCAUCGGGUGGAGAGAGCAGCACAAAUGAAAAAUCAUGCAGCAAACAUUGUCCUAUUCAUCAUCGCCAUCACCAACACUCAUCUCGACAAUAGCCCAGCCAAUAAGGUCACCCACGGACACAGACACAGCCGCAGCUACGCCAGCCAUCAUAUCCGUGGACUUUAGCUACGAUCCCAGUCGCAUAAUGUCCCCAUCUGCACAGAGCAAUGUCAGCUAUAAGCGCAGCUCAGAGAUCGUCUCAGAGACGCUCUACAUGGAGAAGACGUCCGCGAGUAAUCAGCCGUACAGCAGCCUAUUUGGUGAUCCAGUGCCCCCACCGCAGCCCGAGGAUUAUUUUGGCACGGCCGCCUUUGAGACCAUACGUGCCGGAUCUAUGGACAUGCCCAGUUCCGAGGAGGAUACACUUGUGGCUGCCGUUGCCCUCAACACCCUCAUGGGCCACCACGAGGGUGGACGCCGGCUCUUCUCCAAUGUGCCCUACAGCAGAGCUCAGGCUCAAUCCAUACCACGUCUGCAACCGCCCGACAUUCAAAUACUACCCAAUUCGAGUGGUGGCUCCAGCUCCGAGCAGCUUGACUCCCCGAAUUUUAUGUUACUCGCACCGCAGGACAUAGUCAACAAGCCGGAUGUUUAUGAAUGUGAAUAUGAGCAGGCAGCACAAGCUCCGGAUAAUACAUUCGACGAGCUGGAAUCACAGACCGAGCACAGACCUAUAUCGGGCUCGUAUGCGAGCAGUGGCCUGGAUUGGUACCGUCCAACAGCUCAGCACUUCGCAGAGUUCAGUCGCAUACCAAAGCUACGGCCAAGCUCCAAAAUGGUGAUGUCCAUGAAGCACGAGGAGAUGCCGCUGUCGCCCCUGGCCACAAUGCUGCAGGACUCGAAUGGUUCGAGCAGCGGCGGCGAGGAACAAUUGUUAAACAAUCAAGGACAGCAAAUGCGCGAAUGUUCACCGAUGACAAGCACAACUCCCACCAUGGACAGGAAUCUCAUACUAUCGCCAAAGCAAUAUCUGCAGCAACAGCAACAGGAGCUGCUGCUCCAUGAACGACAGCUACUGGAGACCAUGCGAGCAUACGGCCUGGAGACGCCACGAACACCCAGUGUGCAUCACAGUCAGCCGCCUCCAGCUGAAUCCAGCAUUGAUAUCUCGCCUACGGAGGAGCAACCGCAAUCACAGACUUUGUCACCAGUGGUUUUCAAGGACUCGGUCUCAACGGGCGGUGAAUAUCGCGUGGGUGAUACUCGCCUGCACAAGAAGUCCUCCUUCACCAUACUCUCGUUGCGCUCACCUAAAACCUCGCUCAGCCACAGUCCCAGUGCCACGCCUGUGGCGCCGCGUCGAACACGAGUGCCCGCAGCUCGACAUCCCUCCCUACAGUCAACCACUACCUCCUCCAAUACAGCCCAGCCGCAGGUGAGGCCGCGGCGCAAGUCGCUGACUGCAUCUCGCUUACCGCAACUGCCGACAAGCGCUCACACGCCCAACAGCCAGCUGGCCAUUGAUGACUCGCCACGCCCCUCUGUGCAAUUUAACAUGAGCGGGCGUUACAGUCCAAGCAAAUUGGCCAUGCCCACCAAGGGCAUACUGCAGCAGAGAGAUUCGUUGACCUCAUCGGUGGACACGUAUACGCCACGUGUGCAGCGUCGUGGUUCCAUGAAUAUGGGCUCAUCUCCGUUUGGCCAGCGGAUCAAGAGUCUGGAAGCGUUGCCCUUAAUAACGGAUCCAUAUCGCAGCGGUAUACCCCGACUGCAUAGAUCUUCCAUGGAACUGGAUAAAGAACCUUCGAUUAUACCACCGGGUACACUGCCGCGUCCUUUAAAGCCAAACCCGAACCCAACACGCAAGCAGCGUGGACUGCUUGGAGUUAUAAAUAAGGCAGACGACUUCCCUCGCAACCCACCCAGCUCGAAUUGGUUAAGUUUGGAUGACCUGACGAUUGGUACACAUCUUGCGAAGUCUGCGUUUGAUCCAAUGCGCAUCCAGGCGAGACGACGUUCAAGUUCCACAUCGCCAGAGCGCCGCAGCUCCACGCAAACCGCUUCCGAUCGUCGCAGCUCCAAUCUGAGCAGCAUCACCACCUCCGACUUCAGCUUUCGUCGACCAUCGACGCUAUCAACACUGCCAACCACUGCACAACGUCGCAAUUCCGUCUAUCAACCGCCACGCAAGGAGAAGAGCCCAAGACGUCAACCCUUUGCCAGCAAGGACUUAAAGCGUGCCAAGAUUGCCAAGCCAAGCACUCUAUCGCCCAUUAUAGGUACGCCAAACAAGGAUAGCGGCAAGGAUAGUCCACUGCAUGGGGAUGCUUAUGAGGCUGCUCACCGGGAUACGCCUUCUGAGUUGUCGAUGCGUCGUGAUUCCAUGUCACGCAUACCAGUGCGCAGUCGCCAGGAUUCAUAUCCAAACAGUCGCUCCAAUUCACCACUUAAGGACUUUGCCAAUUUGUCCAGCUUGUCCGGCCGCAACUCCCAGGCGAGCAACAGUCGGUCACCUUCGCAGGCCACGAUUCGCAGUAGCAUUGACAACCAGGGUGCGACGCAUGUCGACAGCAGAUUGACGCCCACUCGCUUCAAUGGCAGUCGUCCAGUUUCCCGAGGGCCACCUUCCAGGCCCUCCUCACGCAUAGCCCAAACUAAGGAUACUUCUCAGGCCAACUCUCGGGGCAACUCACGGGCUAACUCGCGGGCAGAUUCUCAGGUCAACUCUCGGGCCAACUCUAGGGCAGAUUCCCAGGCCAACUCUCGUGCUAACUCUCGACUGAGCGUGCGUUCAUCCUUACGUGCAACAAGCAUUUCACCAGCGACUUCAUUCCGCAAUGAUCGACAAGCUGAUACCACACCUAAUCGCAGAAAAUCCAUUUCUACGAGUCCUAAACGCCAAACAAUAAAAGGAAUGGCUGCGCGCAGAAUGUCACUGAGUCCAGCGGCCAAGCAGGCAAAACCUUCGCCAAGACGUGAAAGCAAUAAGACGCCCUCAAGUAGUCAACGUAGGAAUUCCCGCUCACGCAUACCAACAAGCACAAGCGUUAGUCGGAAUGCCUCCAAGUCCAGUUCUCCAUCCAAGAAGCAGGCAGACAAGCCCUCUGAUAAAUCAGGAGCGUCAAAGGGCAAAAAGCCAGCACAAGUACUGUCCAAAAGCAGCCCCAAGGCAAAGUCAAGCAAAGCUGAAAGUGCCAAAAAGAAGACCUCGUCAAUAAGUAAGCCCGAGUUGGGUGUCAAGCGUAACGGAGGUAAAGUCCUGGCGAAAUCCACACCCAAAAACCAAGCAACCAAGCCAAAAACUCCUGCUAAGCCGCAGAAACAGGAACCAGGACAAAACAGCGGUAAAACAGAGAAACCUGCCACCAAAACAAAUGGAGCUAGCGGCUUACCCAAGCCCCUAGCCCGCACUGGAUCCCAGCUGAACAAUAAGAAACCUAACGAAAGUCCAUCCACGAAAUCGAAGCAAAAAGAGUCGCCGGAAAAAGUGGAGGCUACUGCUGCUACUGCUGCUGCUAAGGACAUCGCGGCGGACAGCAUGAAGCCGCUAGCAAUGCAUGUGGGCAACGCAGUAAAUGCAGCGGCAGACGCGCUGCCCGCUGUCCGCAGCGAAGUGAAUGCGACUCCAGCCAAAAGCAGCGCCGUCAAGCGACAAGGUUCAAACACGUCCACACUGAUCCGCAUGAGCUCGCGACUCAGUAUGAUAAGCAACAAGAAGCGAGGCGAUUCUGCACAGAAUCGCAAAGUGGCAACGGUACCGGAACUGACUACGGAAGUCGAGGCAUCUAACAGCCAGGCGGAUCCACUGGCCGGCAGUGAUAGCUUGGGUCCGACUGCAACAAGUUCGGAUGCCCUAGAGGCCACACAGAAGUCCAGCGCAGCGGCCACCACCGAGGCACACAAAACAGUUAAUGAACAUUUAAUUGACCAUAAAACGCACGAAAACGAAUCAGGACUUGCCCCAGUUACUGGUGCCUCGCCCACCCCAAGUGGAGUCACAAUGCUGGCCAAGUCACACGACGCCGCCCCGCGCCUGGACACAGCCGAUGGCAGCAAUGCCCAGCGCAGCUCCCCCUCCGAGACACAAAAGUCCCCCCUGCCACCAACGCAGCCCAUUGAAGCAUCCAUUUCCGUGCUGAAUGCAAUCGAUGCGGACGCGGCCAGCGCUCAGACCACUGCACACGGCGUCUCGGCCAAGCCAGAAGCCGACUGUGAUAAAUCCAAUUUGCAGGAGGAACGCGCCGUCAACUUUGAACACGCAACAUCUGCGGCUGGUCAUGGCGACGAUUUUCCAGUGGAUGACAAAAGACUUUCACCCGACGGACAGGGUGGCUCGACAGCAGGCAGCGGGGGAAUUGCCAAAACCAGCAGUCAGGAGUUCCUCAAGGAGGAUGUGGCCAAAGGUGGCUGCUGCCGCUGCUGCACCACGCUUUGCAUGCGAUUCCGUCGCUCCCGCUGCAUGCGCUGCUGCGGUAUGCGGAAGGAGCGCCUACAUGACGCCACUGAAGAGCAGCCUGUACUCUCGAGUGCCCGGAGCAGUGCCUCAACCACAACAACCCAGCUGGAGAUAAUUGAUGAGUCCAAACACGCGAAGAAGUCGCGCUGUUGGCCAACAUCAAAUUGCUGCAAGAGCUGCCGCAAAAAGCCAAAACCAACUGCGAGUUCAGAGGAGAAAGAGACCAAAAUGAGCGUGGAGCCAAUGCAUCAAUCCACUUCCAUGCGACCAAAGCAGCAGCACCACCAGCAGCAGCAGCAGCAGAGCAAGUGUGGUCUGUGCCUGAGAAAGGUUUUCUGCUGUCGCUCCGUUAACAAAGUCGAUCCCGUAACCGGCGACGAGACGGAGCUAAGGAAAUGCUGCUUUUGCAUACCCUGCCGGCGGCAGAGAGCGGCCGCCGCAGAACCCAAAGUGGCAUGGCGGGAUCAGGAUCCGGAGCUGGGCAUAGCUGCUACAGAUGCAGCCGUACUGGAGGGCUCUUCAGUGGCGCCGUCAACAGCGACAGUGGCCGAGGACGUCACCAAGAUGAGUUGCUGCAGGCGUUUUUGGCUUAUGCUGCUCUGCUGCCGCAAGAAACCGCGCCGCGGCUCCGAUGCACGCCGACAAAGUAUUAAAGCGCCACCAGCCAGUGAAGAAACGCGUCGCAAGCUGCAUAAUGAUCUGGUGGAGUAUACUUCCAAGAUGAAAGGUGCCAUACCCGUGCUGCCGCUUUACCUCGCCUGGUUUUGCGCCUUUUGCAAUGUCAUCUUUCCGGGCUUAGGCACCCUGCUCUCUGGACUAUUCUGCUUGUGUGUGGGAAUUCCACGUUUCUCGCAGUUCGACAGCGCGCAUGCCCGUAUCGGAUCCUUUAUCAUAAAUAUUAUUGUCGCAGUGUCACAAUUCUUCUGUGUGCUCUUCUGCUUUGUCGGUUGGGGCUGGUCAAUCUGGUGGGGCACCAUUAUGCUGAAGUGUGCAAGGAAACUGAGCAAAAUCAAAAAGGUGGAGCGUCUCGAACUGGAGGAGGAACAGCGCCAGGCUGAACUGGCGGCCGCUGCGACCGUUGCGGUACGUGGCGAGACGGAGCCGGCAAAGACUUAAAGGCCUUGAAAUACCAAAACCCAAAUCCAUUUGGGUAUAACAAAAAAAGUAGCUUCCACAUACUACAUACACACACUUCCAAUUAAACUUCCUAGACAAAGUGAGAUGGAUGUGGAUAAUCCUUUUGGGAAUAUAGAAAAAUCGUCAAACUUCCAGUGAAAAGUGGCGAAGGUACAGGGGAGAUAAACUAAAUUCACUUCCAUAUGUACAUAUAUACAUAUAUGUAUAAAUAAGUAUUUAUAUAAACUUUUGCAAAUAAGUGACCUUAAACAUAGUCAUUUAAAAAACUUGAACCCAAUAUCAAAUUGGG
This is a messenger RNA of Drosophila montana, 6111 nucleotides long. RefSeq names its product stumble (gene stum). The transcript has 11 exons. Lineage: Eukaryota; Metazoa; Arthropoda; Insecta; Diptera; Drosophilidae. Bases 285 to 5801 code for a protein of 1838 amino acids. The record is from RefSeq and is a predicted model, not a curated record. Gene Ontology annotation, cellular component: sensory dendrite. Gene Ontology annotation, biological process: taxis; sensory perception of mechanical stimulus; proprioception.